AUGAUGGAGUACGAGAUGAACGGGAAAAAGAGGAAAGUUCGAAACAGACAACAGCAACAACCAAAACCACAGUUCUUGUCUCUAAGGUAUCUAACAAUAUGCCUCUGUUGUUUCUUCGUCUUGCUCUUCUUCUUAUCCUCCAACCGAAUCUCUGUCCCUUCGGAUUCUCUACAACCGUCUCUUCGUGUCCCUGCUCUCUCCGUCUUAUCUUCAAUGGAACUUUCUUUCCACGGAAGAUUAUUCCCUCCGUUGAGAGUUGAAGACAGAGUCCAGUUCCCUGACCAUAUGCUUCUCAUUCUCUCGAGUAGAAUCGAGACACGUGUGAAAGACCUAGUUUGUGUUUAUCAUGGAGGAGGAAGAAAGGAAGAGACUUUGGCCUUGCAAUCGAUUUCUAGCGACGAACUCGAUGAGUUUAGAUCGAUAGUUCGGUGCCCUAAUGCUCCUUUGAACUAUUCUUCAUCUGUUGAUGUCCAAUUCCGUGGUGACUUGGUGAAGAAGAAACAGAGUCUCCCUGAUGAGAAGGUUCAUGAUUGGUCAAAAGUUAGUUACGAGGCGGUGGUUGACUCCGACGGGGACACGGUCGUUGUGUUUGUCAAAGGUUUGACUAGAAGACCUCACAAGGAGUCAGAUCCUUCCAACUACAAAUGCCAAUUUGAGACAACAAGUCUUGGAGUGUUGGUCACGCAAGCUCUUGCUGUAGCGCAAGAAGUUGUGAGGUGUGUUUUGCCAGAGAGUUUGAAGCUUAAUCAAGAGCCGUUUCGUGUAAGCGUAAUCCACGUGGAUCCUAGAGGAAGAUCUAAUCCUGCUUUACCAUCAGUUGCGAGAGUCUACGGUUCAGAUUCGGUUGAGAAGAAGAGUGGAGUGGUGAAGGUGAAGCAUGAGCUUUGUGUUUGCACAAUGCUAUGGAACCAAGCUCCUUCUUUACGUGAAUGGAUAAUGUAUCACUCGUGGCUAGGCGUCGAACGUUGGUUUAUCUACGACAACAACAGCGACGACGAUAUACAAGAAGAGAUUGAAUUGCUUAACUCAGAGAGUUACAACGUGAGUCGACACGUUUGGCCAUGGAUCAAGACACAAGAAGCUGGUUUCUCUCAUUGUGCGGUUAGGGCCAAAGAUGAAUGCAAAUGGGUCGGGUUUUUCGACGUGGACGAGUUCUACUACUUCUCUACGCAUCACUCUCAGGGUUUACCUAGCAAAAACGCUUUAUCCUCUCUUGUUUCUAACUACACUUCAUGGGGUUUGGUUGGAGAGAUAAGAACCGAAUGUCAUAGUUACGGUCCGUCCGGUUUAACCUCGGUUCCAUCACAAGGCGUGACGGUAGGUUACACUUGUAGACAAGCAUACCCGGAGAGACAUAAGUCUAUAAUCAGACCAGAAAUGUUAACGAGCUCUUUGCUCAACGAGGUUCAUCAUUUUCAGAUGAGGGAAGGGGUGGGGCAUGUGAGUUUGGUGGAGAGUGUUGCGGUGGUGAACCAUUAUAAGUAUCAAGUGUGGGAGACUUUUAAAGCGAAGUUUGAGAGGAGAGUGGCUACUUAUGUUGUGGACUGGCGAGAGAAUCAGAACCAAGGGUCUAAAGAUAGAGCUCCAGGGCUAGGGACAGAGGCGGUUGAGCCGGUGGAUUGGAGAAGACGGUUCUGUGAAGUGUGGGAUACUGGUUUGAAGGAUUUGGUUUUGUCUAGUUUUGCUGAUCAAGUGACUGGCUUCUUGCCUUGGCAGAGGCAAUAA
This is a messenger RNA of Eruca vesicaria subsp. sativa (arugula), 1725 nucleotides long. Lineage: Eukaryota; Viridiplantae; Streptophyta; Magnoliopsida; Brassicales; Brassicaceae. The record is from the annotation of a GenBank genome assembly.